AUGGCUGGUAGAAAUAAUCGUGUGAUUGCUGAUGCUCUUCAAGCAUUAGCACAAGCUAUGAAUAAUAACAAUAGGGCUGGAGUCGGUCCUAACUGGUUGGAGAAAUUUCAACGAAAUCUCCCACCUACCUUUAAAGGAGGAUAUGACCCAGAUGCUGCUAUGAAUUGGCUAACGGAGAUCGAGAAGAUCUUCAACGUUAUGGAUUGUCCCCUCGCUCAGAAGGUGAAGUUGGCCACCUUCAUGUUGACUGCUGAUGCCCACUUUUGGAGAUAUAUCACUUUCCCACUAUUCAAUAAGUGCAACAUUUAUGAUCGUGACAACCGUGCUCGUGCUACUUUCUAUAAAGGAGUUGGAGGUCAUAUCCAUGCUGUGAGUUCUAGUACUUCGGGUAGGAGUAAGCCUUACUCUGCUCCUACUAGAUUUCAAGGGAGUAAAGCUGCUGCUAAUAAAAGAAGAUGCGGGAAGUGUGGACGUGCUGGUCAUAAUAAGUUUGAGUGUCGUGACAGGGAAGUUACCUGUUUCAACUGCAAUGGUAAAGGUCACAUCAGCACCCAAUGUCCUGAACCACCAAGAACACGUGUUAUUGGAUCGAGUUCGCAAAUUGAGCGUCCAAAGACUGUAGGGAGAGUAUUUGCUCUUAGUGGUGCUGAAGCUGCUCGGUCAGAAAAUUUGAUACAAGAUUUUGAUUUAGUUGUUGAAACCCUUACUAAUGGUCCUGUGACUACAUCCCUAGUGUGUUUGAAAUAUCCUUUGAUAGUUUCUGAUAAGCAAUUUCUAGUUGACUUAAUUUGUCUGGCUCUUAGUCAAUUAGAUGUAAUUCUUGUGUACAUGAUCUUUGCUUCCUUAACACUUGAGACUAAUAGUAAGCUAGAUGAGAUUCCCUUACUGAGAAAAUUUCCAGAAGUAUUCCCUAAGGAUAUGUCUAGUUUACCACCUGAGAGAGAGAUUGAGUUUAGCAUAGACUUAGUACCAGGACAUGUGAUAUCCAAGGGUGGGAUAGCUAUAGAUCCUACUAAGGUAGAAGCUGUGUUAGAGUGGAGUACACCUAAAACAAUAUUUGAGAUUAGGAGUUUCUUAAGACUAGCUGGUUAUUACAGAAGGUUCAUAGAGAAUUUCUCUAGGCUAGCUCUUCCUUUGACUAAGCUGACGAAGAAGGACCAACCUUUUAUGUGA
Cajanus cajan (pigeon pea) is the source of this 1173-nucleotide messenger RNA. NCBI's taxonomy places the organism in Eukaryota, Viridiplantae, Streptophyta, Magnoliopsida, Fabales, Fabaceae. The record is from RefSeq and is a predicted model, not a curated record.